AUGGAGUCGUUUAACUUUGUCUUACAGUACUUGUCGGUCUUUGUUUAUAAAACUUGGAUCACACCACGAAGACUUACAACUGAAGUUCUGGAUUUAUUCGGCUAUAUGUUGCCAGCAAAUUUUCCUUUCAAGCUGGUUGGUGUAGUGCGAGAGUUAAUUAAAACAACAGUUGAUUCUGGCACUGAAUUAGCUGCUCAUCAAUAUCUUAUAUAG
Schistosoma spindalis is the source of this 213-nucleotide messenger RNA. Lineage: Eukaryota; Metazoa; Platyhelminthes; Trematoda; Strigeidida; Schistosomatidae. The record is from the annotation of a GenBank genome assembly.